Armigeres subalbatus is the source of this 3305-nucleotide messenger RNA. RefSeq lists its product as uncharacterized. The transcript is spliced from 2 exons. Lineage: Eukaryota; Metazoa; Arthropoda; Insecta; Diptera; Culicidae. Gene Ontology annotation, cellular component: SCF ubiquitin ligase complex. Bases 61 to 1743 code for a protein of 560 amino acids. Gene Ontology annotation, biological process: SCF-dependent proteasomal ubiquitin-dependent protein catabolic process. Gene Ontology annotation, molecular function: protein binding. The record is from RefSeq and is a predicted model, not a curated record.
UGGCCAUUUAAAGACACGCAUUCGCAGUUUUACCUUUUUCGUUUACGUACAUUCUGUGCGAUGCUUACCAAAGUGUUCAUCAUUUGUUUCCUUCCCGUUUUCGUGUCAUGGUGGCUAUUCCAAACGUGUUGUCGCAUGCUUCGCAUCGCACGUUUAAUUGGGGCGAAACGAGCAUCAUACAGUAAACCACCGCCUAAAGGACCUCGACUGACGGACUUUCCUGUUGAACUGUUGGAGCACAUCAUAUCGUUUCUUCCGCUAUCCGAUCGUAAGUCAGCGUCGCUGGUAUGUCGCUUGUGGAACGAGGUCGCCUUCAGCCGUCGAUUUCUGCGCAACGUAGCACUCAAACUGACCAAAAGCCGAAGACGCUGCCAGUGCAACCACCUGCAAAGAAGCAUCCGCCGAUAUCGGAACGUGUUUAUCAGCUUCGGAUGGGUGACAUGCUGCGAGUACGAUUUCGUAAUGAUCACCGAAGUUUUGGACAGGUUUGGUGAGGGUCUGGAUAGCUUCCACUGCAUGACUAACCUCACCGAAGAACAACUGUGGACGGUGAUGAGUCGUGCGCCAAACCUCCAGCAGCUGGUAGUCGGAUGGGAUGAUAAGGCCGUGAAUCAACUGGGGCUCAACUUUCCGGUGUUGAAGCAUCUGACGGACUUGGGAUCGUUGGGCAAUGUGCUGAAGAUCCCAAGCCUGAACGUACCAAAGUUAGUUCACCUGAGUGCAAACUUCACCAAACGAACGGACGCGGAAGCAUCGAUGGCAGCUCUACAUCGGUUGGGUCAACAACUGAAGAGCUUGGAACUGUUUUCAACAGAAUAUUUCAUUCCAAUCAGCAAGCUUCAAUUUCCUAAUGUUAGGGUACUAAAACUGAAAGGGAAUAUUUGUGAGGCGGCUAGUGAUUGUGCAUUGGGACGUUUCUUUGCCGGAUUCCGGAUUUUGAAAGAAGCUAAACUGUAUUUCGAUGUUAAAGUGUCGGUGCUGGAAAUAAUAACAAAGACUCAUCCGGAGAUUGAAAAAUUGCAUUUCGAAAAUUUUCCAUUGAAGUUGCAUUCAUUUCGCUUGUUGAGUCAACUGAGUUAUUUGAAGAAUUUGAGCAUCGUUGGAAGCAUCGAAUCCCGCAUUAGUUUGAAAUGCAAACCAUUAGUAAAGGUUGAAAAGUUUUGCUUGGAAUUGUACAACCUGAUGACAAGCAUGAGCGGCGAAGCCAGUGUCAUUCGAAGUUUUCGGAAACUGCUACCCAAUGUAACUGAUAUGAGCAUAAUACUGACGGAACAUAACACACCCAAGUGUGUUCUGGAGCAUGUCUGCCGUAAUUUUCCCCACUUAAAGAAGCUUACUAUUACCAGCGACCAUAAAUAUUGUCAGAUCAGUAGUUUGGAAGCUCUGCGUCACCUGGAUUGUCUGGAAGAACUUACCCUCAAGUGCAUCCACACCACGAUGUCGCUAAUGCUGCCGAACAAAUGUUUGCGGCGACUGACGAUCGACGAUUGUCCCCUAUUGAUCGACGAAGACCUCCUAAUGCUCUCGGAGUCGUAUCCGAACCUGAAGUAUCUGGAGCUGGCCUGGUGGCGUAGCACCCAAGUGACGUCGUGGGGCGUGGAAGAGUUCCGAUCACGUCUGACGGACUGUGUAGUGCACUGCGUUCAGUAUGCAAUCAGUUUCAUGGAGGAUAUCCGCACAACCUCCGAAGCGAGGCGAUUGAUAUACAGUCACUUUGCCGAGUUGCUUCAUCCUCAGGUUUGAAUCGAAUUGUGGUUUGGGGCAGCAAUGCACGUCACAAUGCUUUUCAAAUGACGUCCGACCAUCAUAUUUCACUCGCAAUGCCAUAUUUUACCCAUUUUGCAAAUAACCUUUUUUCCGUUGAAUUGAAGAGAAAACAUUAGGAUCGCUUGCCAGUUGUUUUUAAUCAACGAUGAUAUUAAAGUCCUACAUAAUUGAAAGUUUCCCAUGCCAUAUUAUAAACUAGCAAUUAUAAACCGAACCAAAUAAAAAUAACAACUUGAAUCACGCAAUGUUUAAAAGUUAUGAUUUUCAAGUGAAAUAAUAGCCUUCCAGUAUUGCUUUGCAAUAAAAUAAUUAAAUAUUUCCUCGAGCAUGUAAAAAGCCAACAUAUGCGUUACGGAGUCAUAAAAUUAUUCCCAAAACUAACGCCUCUAGCUGUGGAAUGCUGAGUCGUUUUAAUUUUAGUACACAUUGAAGUGGAAGCACUAAGUCAAACAUUUUAAAAGAUCACUUAACAUCAAUUUCUUAGAUACUAUCCGAUGAUAAUAACAUCAUAGCCCGGAAAAAAUCACUCAAACUUCAUCAGUAUGUUGUCAGUGUUCUCGUUGUGGGUGUUUUUUCAACAUAUUAAAAAAAUCAUCGGUUUUAAAUAACAUUGAAAUACACGACAAUUAAGCUCAUGAUAAUUGAUUAUAUUAUUUAUUGUGGUUGUUGUGAACACAAUCAUGCUAGUCCCGCAAUUAUCAUCUCAAGCUCAAGAUUUCUGAAUCGGUUCAUUUAUUGUUCAGCUCACACUUUAUUAUCAUUCAAGCUUAUUUCGAUUUCCAUGCCCGUUUGAAAACCAGACACAGAUUGCUGCUUUCAGUAGAGCAAUCUGUUCCAAAAAAAACAUCGUUUCAAUUCUAAUUUCCAAUCGAGCAUGGCAUCUCGGAGGUAAAUUGGCGAUGCCCCUGACGUAUUGAAACAAUUGACUUUAAUUCCAGCGGGUGGUUUCUAGAGGUCUUGCAGAUAAUCACAAUAAGCUGCAGAAAAAACUACGACCGGUGAGAAACGAUUUUUAAACAAGGUUUUUAAUUUCCAAUAUGCAUUGAUAGCGGCCUUGGCCAAGUGCGAAGCUGCUGAAAUAUACACGUCCCAGAAUAAAUUCUUUUUCGAUUAAAACGCGAAAUGUAACUAUAAAUAUGAGCAACGUUAAGAUUUAUGAUCGCUAUGAACUAAGCAACAUUUUGUUUUAAAAAUAGUGUUUUAAAAAUAUGCAAGAGUCAGUUUGGAUAAGUUGAAAGUUCUUGAAAAUUAAUUAUAAAAUACUUAAAGGAAAAAGAUCCUUUUUGUUCAUCAUUAGCAAUUUUUAUGCAAAACAUUGUUUUCUCAUUAGAGUGAACUUUCAAAACAGUAUUAAAUUUAUUGUGGCGGCGUUGAUGUAGUCGCAAUCAAUCCUCGAAAGUGGAUCAAAGCCAUUUUAAACCAACUAUUACACUGUUUGUCGGACGACAAGGGGGAAAUGGCCAAAAAUGGAAUAGCUAAAUAAAUAAAGUAAUAAUGAAAACCAUUUGAGCAAACGCAAAGGGGUGUAAGUGACAAAA